Messenger RNA from Chlorocebus sabaeus (green monkey), 5471 nucleotides. NCBI's taxonomy places the organism in Eukaryota, Metazoa, Chordata, Mammalia, Primates, Cercopithecidae. The record is from RefSeq and is a predicted model, not a curated record.
GCCAUGGAAAUCAGGGUGCAUACCCUUUAAAAGCAGCUUUGGCCUCCGAGACAGCGUUUUCCCAGUCUUUCUUCCCCUCCCUGCGCAACGCCUCUUGGUGGACAUCCGGGAGAACCCGAAAGUCGCUCGUUGCCUGGUUGGAUGCAGAGUACAAACUACAUUACCCAGAAAUCUGUGCCCAGCGCAUUGGUAGCCGGAGUGCAGCCAAUGACAGCCCAGAAACUGGGUGUUUCCUGCUGCUCGGGGAGGCGGGGCGAGACUUCUGGCGUCGCCGUCGUGACGUAUUUUUCCUUUGCCCGGUCUGUGUAUUCUGGUUGUGAAGGCUGAGUCCUAGAUGGGGUCGCCUUUCUACUCGGCUCUCGCGGAACCUAGCAAGGAAAGACAGUGAAGGCUGCAGGACCUUCCUCCGCACUUUUGUUACAGUCCAUGACCCCUGUCGUGGGAAGGGCGGUCUCUUGCGGAGGUGUCUGCCGGGGCUGGGCUCUUACCGAGGCCUCCACACACGCCCUCUUGUCCUUGUCUCCGCCGGAGGCAGCCGCCUUAGUCUUGUGAGCGUUUUUACACCGGAUGGACUGAGACUCGCAGUGCUACACUCAGCCCGAGGGCGUCCAGCGAGGUGGAGGCGUGGGGUUUCGGCUGAGCCCACAGGGCACAGCCCGUUCACCCCUUUCUCACGUUCACCUGCUUCUCAUGGCAGCGGCGGUGCUGAUGGACCGGGUUCAGAGUUGUGUGACCUUCGAGGAUGUGUUCGUGUACUUCUCUCGGGAGGAGUGGGAACUCCUUGAGGAGGCACAGAGAUUCCUGUACCGUGAUGUGAUGCUGGAGAACUUUGCACUUGUGGCCACACUAGCUUUCAUUUUCCCAGUCCCAUGCAGUUGCCCAGUUGGAGAGGGGCAGAAAACCUUGGGUGCCUGACAGGGCAGACACCACUGCAGCCACAGUGAAGGAGACCUACAGAGGGCCUGGCCCUGCUGAAUGGGAGCUGGAAGAGGGUGUCUGUUAUGGUUGGGUUCAAAUCGAACCUUCAACUUGUUUUAUGUUUGUCAGUGUUUUGUUGCCAAGGCCCAUAGUGAUUCUUCACAUCUACUUUUCUUUCCUCAUUCUUGGCACUUUUCCCAUUUGUCAUUUCUCACCUGUCUUCCAUCCUUUGGGUGUUUUUCCACUUUUUUGGCCUCCAUGUUUCACUUCCUCUCUUCAACACUAGCUUACUUUAAUGUGUUAUGAGUUUUGCUCAUUAAAUAGUCCUUGAGAACUAGCUACUUACUUGGAGUCAGAUUUUCCUGGGCAUGGACACACCCAUUUGCACAGAGCUCACUUGACACCAGCAGCUAAGGCCCUGCUGAAACCCUCUUGCAGAGAAAUCAGCUAGAGGCUUAACCUCUACUCCCGGUCCUGUAUGCCAUUGUGUUUAGGUCUUUACCCCGUAGUUAGGGUUCCUCCAUUCUGUGACCUGUACAGGCCCUGUACUGACAACCAACCCUUCUUUACACUGCUCCUGGCUCUCUUGUCCUGCCAACAAGCCAGUGGACUCGCAUUGGUGUUAGAUACACAUUUGUGACGGGGCUGCGGCCUCCCACCACAGUCAGCGUGCACUUCACCAGCAUCGUUUUGCUUUCAGGUUUUUGGUGUGAAACAGAAAAUGAGGAGGCACCUUCUGAGCAGAGUGUUUCUGUAGAAGGAGUAUCACAGGUCAGGACUGCUGAGCCAGGUCUCUUCCAGAAAGCACACCCAUGUGAGAUGUGUGACCCACUCUUGAAAGACAUUUUGCACCUGGCUGAACACCAGGAAUCACACCCUACACAGAAACUGUGCACACGUGGGCCGUGUAGGAGAAGAUUCUCAUCCAGUGCAGACUUUUACCAGCACCAGAAGCAACAUAAUAGAGAGAAUUGCUUCAGAGGGGAUGAUGGAGGGGCCUCAUUUGUGAAGAGCUGUACAGUUUGCAUGUUAGGGAGAUCCUUUACCUGCAGGGAGGAAGGGAUGGACUUACCAGACAGCUCUAGCCUCUUCCAGCACCAGACCACUUACAAUAGGAUGAGUCCAUGCAGAAGGACUGAAUGCAUGGAGUCUUUCUCACACAGCUCCAGUCUCGGGCAACGCCAAGGAGACUAUGAUGGACAGAUGCUCCUCAGUUGUGGUGAUGAAGGAAAAGCCUUCCUGGACACCUUUACUCUUCUUGACAGCCAGAUAACUCAUCCUGAGGUGAGACCCUUUAGAUGCCUACCAUGUGGAAAUGUGUUCAAGGAGAAAUCAGCUCUUAUUAAUCACAAAAAAAUCCACAGUGGAGAAACAUCUCAUGUGUGUAAGGAGUGUGGAAAAGCCUUCAUUCACUUGCACCACCUAAAAAUGCACCAGAAAUUCCACACUGGGAAAAGACAUUAUACAUGCAGCGAAUGUGGGAAGGCCUUCAGCCGCAAGGACACACUUGUUCAGCACCAGAGAGUUCACACUGGAGAAAGAUCUUAUGACUGCAGUGAAUGUGGAAAAGCCUACAGCAGAAGCUCCCACCUGGUUCAGCACCAGAGAAUCCACACAGGAGAAAGGCCCUAUAAGUGCAAUGAAUGUGGAAAAGCCUUUAGCCGUAAAGACACACUUGUUCAGCACCAGAGAUUUCAUACUGGAGAAAGGCCUUACGAGUGCAGUGAAUGUGGAAAGUUCUUUAGCCAAAGCUCCCACCUUAUUGAACACUGGAGAAUUCAUACUGGGGCAAGGCCUUAUGAAUGCAUAGAAUGUGGAAAAUUCUUCAGCCAUAACUCUAGCCUCAUUAAACAUCGGCGAGUCCACACAGGAGCAAGGUCCUAUGUGUGCAGCAAAUGUGGGAAGGCCUUUGGCUGCAAAGACACACUUGUUCAGCACCAGAUAAUUCACACUGGAGCAAGGCCUUACGAGUGCAGUGAAUGUGGGAAGGCCUUCAGCCGUAAAGACACACUUGUGCAACACCAAAAAAUCCACACUGGAGAAAGGCCUUAUGAGUGUGGUGAAUGUGGCAAAUUCUUUAGCCAUAGCUCCAACCUUAUUGUACACCAGAGAAUUCACACUGGAGCAAAGCCUUAUGAGUGCAAUGAAUGUGGGAAAUGCUUUAGCCACAACUCCAGCCUUAUUCUGCACCAGAGAGUUCACACAGGAGCAAGGCCUUAUGUGUGUAGCGAAUGUGGGAAGGCUUACAUUAGCAGCUCCCACCUUGUUCAACACAAGAAAGUUCACACUGGAGCAAGACCUUAUGAGUGCAGCGAAUGUGGGAAAUUCUUUAGCCGUAACUCUGGCCUCAUUCUACACCAGAGGGUUCACACUGGAGAAAAGCCUUAUGUAUGCAGUGAAUGUGGGAAAGCCUACAGCAGAAGCUCCCAUCUUGUUCGUCACCGGAAAGCUCACACUGGAGAAAGACCUCAUGAGUGCACCAGUUUUGGUGACCCUUUAGCUGCAUCUCUUAAACUUGUUUAACACCAGAAAAUUCACACAAAGAAAAAGGCCUUAUGAAUGCAGAAAAUAUGUCAUCUUCUUGGUCAUCCUCAUAGGAUUCACACCAGAGCAAUGCUCUGUGAGUACCCUUUGUGAGAGAACCAUCAGCGGAUGAGCAUUGUAUAUUCAUUCCACCCUGGGGAGAUUCCUGAUAAGCACCACAUAUGUGGGAAGCUUUCAUGAGGCGUGUUGCACUUUCUAACUGUCUAGGGUUCUUGUUGGAAUUAUAUCACUGCCAGUGCCUGUGGCGGAAGCCAUCUUAUUGCUACCAGCUGUAUGUAUCAGUCACUCCAUUUUGCUCAGGAAAGGCAGACUUCUGUGCUUUCUUUCCUGUUCCCUGCAGAUAAUCAUGAGUAUUUUCAAGGACUGCGCCCCCCCCCCCACACCUAACCCCCCACCAUUGAGGGUCCUCAUCUUUUCCCUCAUGAUUAGGUUCUGAGCAAACAUGAUCUAGCUCUGGCUAAAAGGACCUGAGCUAGGGUCUGCUGGGAUUUCCUGACAAAAUUUUGUCAGGAAACGUGAUAGCUGUGACUUACUUGUCUUAUUGCCAAAUCGCCCAAAUUUGGAACUGCUUGUCCCAUGCUGCUCUAGUUUAGACAGUGAUAAAGGCCUGUUGUGGCAGCCUUUACUCUUGGGGAUUUUGUUACUGUGUAGAGUAGAUUGAGAAAAGAAUUGGGUUCUGUCAUGAAGGGAGUAACACCUUUUGUGGGUACCACCUUUAUGUGCCUCAGAGGGUAUCAAAGGAUGGCAGAAGACAGCUCUCAGUCUAGUUUGACCUAAUUUACACCAUUGCCCUAGGCCUGCUGGAAAGACUAAAAAAAAUUUUGUGCCUAACUUUGUGGCCUGGCUGCCAGGAUUUCCUGUGAGCCCGAUGAGGGCAUAGUUGGUGUGAAAAUCUCCUGUGCUUCUAGAAGCACCAUAAGUUGGGUCCCUUGACUGUCACGUACUCCCCAGCACUGUUGAGGGAUUGCUGUUUUCUGUACCUGUACAGGAUCAAGUCCCUGAUAUCCAGAAUCCCAUAGGCAAGUGACAUUGACUGUAAGACCUCUAGGGCAAUGUGAAAAUCAUGAUUGGUACAUAAAUACUGAGAAAAUGGAGUGGGGAUGACUGUGGCAAACCAAAGGAGACUCAAACAUUCUAGAGGGGCAUCCACAAAUAUUGGUGCAGUUAUGAUGGUGUGGGAUGGGGGUGCAUAGAAAUUCUCAGUACCUUCAGACAUCUGUAUCUCCUGUGGCCAAGGCCACUGUCAGAGGAAAUAAUCUAAAUGUGGAUUCCUGUGUCUCCCUGGGCAGUUGACCUUACAGCCAUCACUGCACAGACAGGAACCUCAGCAGUGACAGAAGAGAGAUCCAUGGAUGGGUCUUCUCUGACCCAGCCAGCGUCCCUAGUGACUGAGGUGGACACAGACUUCAUUGCUCACCAAUUUUUAGCAACAUUGAGGCAGGGCUCACUCUCCUAAAUUGUAGGGAAAGGAGUAUGGUAGAGCCAAAAUAGUUGACAUCUAAUUUUCCUAGUGGAACAGUAUAUAUAGAUUUUAAUGAGGAACAUUUAUUUAACAGCUUUAUGGAGGUAUGAUUAACAUGCAAUAAACUGCAUAUACGUAAAGUGUAAAAUGUGCUAUGUUUCAGCAUGUGUAUACACCUAUGAAACCACCACAAUCAAGAUAUCCAACACAACAAAAGAUUGUCCCUUUAUAAUCCUGUGUCUUUUCUCAUCUUGUUUUCCACAAUUCACAAGCAACAGCAAGCAUUUUCUAUAAUUUUAUAAAUGAAACCAUAUGGUGUGUACUUUUUAGGGGGUGGGGCUCUGACUUUUUCAGUAAACAUAACUAUUUUAAGGUUAAUCCAUUAUCUUGUUGCAUGAAUCAAUUGUUUACUCAUUUGUAUUGCUAAGUAGUAUUUCAUUGUGUACCACAAGUUUUCUUUUUUGUCAACUUAAUUGUUAUGGAUGUUUGGGUAACUUUCAGAUUUUGGCUACUACAAAUAAACCUCUGAAGAUUCGUGUACAAGUUA